Molecule: messenger RNA, 4248 nt
Organism: Aegilops tauschii subsp. strangulata
Lineage: Eukaryota; Viridiplantae; Streptophyta; Magnoliopsida; Poales; Poaceae
Biological process (GO): regulation of DNA-templated transcription
Cellular component (GO): nucleolus
Molecular function (GO): DNA binding; transcription factor binding
Source: RefSeq, a predicted model, not a curated record
UAGGCCGCGCCUCUCCCCCAAGCUUGGCCGUCCCGUCUCUUCUCGGGCAUAAACCUCAGCAGACGGCGGCUCGGGCGCGGAGACCCAGCCAACCAACCAACCUAUCCGAUGGCCGGGAAGAAGCGGCCCCCGACGGCGCUGGCGGAGCUCGGCCCCGCCGCGUCGGACUCCUCGCAGGACGAGGCCGCGGCGAGGGCGGCGGGCCCGGCGGGGGAGGUGCCGGCGAAGAAGAAGAAGAAGCUGGCCAUGGAGGUCAGGAAGCAGCGGAAGCAGCUCGACAAGGACCGCCACCGCCAGUCCGCGGAGAAGGCCGCCGCCGCCCCCAAGCCGCAGCCCGCGCCUGCACCCGCCGCGGCGGCGGAGGAGGCCGCGGCGGUGGUCCCGGUGCCCGCGCCCGCUCCGGUGGUGGCGGGGCCGGGGCUCCACAUGAAUGUCUUCAGGGACCUGGCGUCGCCGGAGGCCUCGCUGAGGGAGGCCGCGGCUGAGGCGCUGGUGGCCGAGCUCCGGGACGUGCAGAGGGCGUACGAGAAGGAGAAGGCCGCGCGGGAGGAGGGGGAGGGGGAAGAGGGGGAUCGCGACGACGGCCCUUCGCAGAUGAUGGAGGCCGAGAAGGAGGACGGGUUGGAUAACUGCGCGCCCGCCGUGCGGUAUGCCAUCCGGCGGCUCAUCCGCGGUAUCUCUUCCUCUAGAGAGUUUGCAAGGCAAGGAUUUGCGUUGGGUCUCGCAGCUGUGCUCCAAUCAAUUAAAGCGAUCAGCGUCGAAGCCGUUAUGAAGUUGAUACCUGCUUUGCUGGAAUAUUCGGCUUCCAUGAAAGGACCGGAAGCUAAGGACAAUCUUUUGGGGCGCCUCUUUGGAUUCGGAUCACUUGCAAGGUCUGGAAGGGUUUUAGGACAGUGGAAACGUGAUAAGUCUUCUCCUAUUCUCAGGGAUUUUGUUACAGAGGUUGUGCAACUUGGAAAUAAGAAACGAUAUCUCACCGAGCCUGCGGUUGCAUUGAUUCUGGAUUUAACCAGGAAGCUGCCAGAUGAAGCUAUAUUCUCUGAGGUUCUAGAUACCCCUUGUGUACAAGUUUGGUUCAACAGAGCUGCUAAUGUUGGAGAUCCAGAUGCGCUCUUCCUGGCUUUGAAGUUCCAAGAAAGAAGUAAUGUUCAGAGGGAGAUAUUUGGGAAGCUUCUGCCAUAUCCAUUCAGUCUUGACAAUUUUUUCACAGAAGAGCAUCUUCUAUCCCUUGCUGCUUGUUUUAAGGAAUCUGCAUUUUGUCUUCCACGCAUUCAUAGUAUAUGGCAUGUUAUCACGGACAUGCUCAUCCGGGAGGAAGCUUCUCAGAGUGAUAACAAUACGAGUUCUAGCAAAAAGCACAAAAAGAGUAAGAAAGGCAAUUCCUCUGAGGAUUCAAAAAAGAACCUACGCAAUUUCUGUGAGGUUAUUAUUGAAAGAUCAUUGCUGCUCUCAUCUCACGACCGGAAGCAUCUAGCAUUUAAUAUAAUUAUUGAUCUCCUACCAAGACUAUCUCCAUCAUCUAUUCAAGUAAUUCUGUCCAGCAAAGUUGUUCUUGGAUUGAUGGACAUUCUGUCUAAUGCUUCAUCGUGGUUGUACAAUGCCGGUCAACAUUUUCUGAAAGAAUUAGUCAGUUUAGUAAGCAAUGACAAUGAUCGUUGUGUUGCUGUUGUCAUCAACUUGCAGAAGUAUAGCUUUGGAAGAUUUGACAGCCUGACAAAAACAAAAACUGUUAAAGGGUUGAUCGCCAAGAUCCAGAAUGGCCAAGAUUGUUUGCAUCUUGUGCAAAAUUUGAUGGCACUCUUUGUGGAUGAAGGUUCUGUUGCAGAUGAACCAUCUGAUCAAAGUCAGACAACUGAUGAGAAUUCAGAAGUUGGCUCAAUUGAAGAUAAGGAACUUGUUGGCGAAGGGAACGCUGACCUUCUGAAGAGUUGGGUGGUCAAUACAAUUCCAUUUGUCUUGAAAAAUCUGAAGCUUACAUCUAAAGGAAGUUCGCUGACAGAUUCUGAGAUGAUCAAGUGUAUUGAAGAAAAAUUUCAGGUGCAGACUGAGAUACUAAAAUUCUUUGCAGUCCAAGGUCUGUUCUCAGCCUCUUUAGGAACUGAGGUGACAUCAUUUGAGUUGCAAGAGAAGUUCAAAUGGCCAAAGACAGCUAUAUCAACAUCACUUCGCAAUGAAUGCAUCGAACAACUUCAGUUAUUACUAGAAGAUGCACAAAAGGACGAGGCUUUGCAUGUUAGCGGGGUUAAGUCUAAUGACUUAGGCUUCUACUUCAUGCGUUUCAUUAACACUGUGUGCAAUAUUCCUUCAGUUUCACUGUUCAGAACCUUGAGCAGCAAUGAUGAUAAUGCAUUCAAGAAAACACUGGCUACGGAAUCUGCACUUUUCCAGGAGGAAAGAAAAAUUGGCACUGGAUUGGAUUCAACUAAAAUGCACGUGAUACGUUAUCUCCUUAUUCAGUUACUGCUGCAAGUUCUGCUCCAUCCAGAGGAGUUCUGGGAGGCUGCAAUUGAUGUGAUUAUAUGUUGCAAGAAAACAUUUCCUUCAAUUGCUCAGUGCGACAAUUCCAGUGCGCCGGAAUCUGUUGAGGGUGGUACAGAGGAGUCUGAUGAGGAUGGGUCAGAUGAGCCUAAUGAGGAUGGGUCAUUAGAGUCUAUUGAUGUACUUGUGCAGACUUUUCUCUCUGUUUUGCCUCAUGUAUCUGGCCCCGUGUGUUUUGCCAUUGAACAGGUUUUCCGUGUGUUCAGUGAUGAGAUUACAGAAACAGGGCUUCUUGAUAUGCUGAGAGUUGUAAAGAUAGAUUUGAAAGGCUCCCGUCGUCAAACAGAUAGCGAUGAUGAUGAAGAUGAGGCUCGUGUUGAUAUCGAAGAUGAUGAUGAAAUGGAAGAUGCGGAUGUUGGGAAUGUUGAUGAUGCCCCAGAUGAAAUGGAUGAGGAAAUGGAAGAUGAUUCAGCUGAUGAAGUAGAUGAGGAUCAGGAUGAUUUGGAAGAAACAGUCGACAAUAAGGCAAAAGAUGGAGAUGAGGCAGAAGCUACCAAAGGUGGGGAAGAUUCAGAUGAUUCAGAUGGUAUGGACGACGAUGCUAUGUUCCGUAUUGAUCCUUAUAUUGCGAGGAUUUUCAAGGAGCGAAACAACCUUCCUGGUAGUGAAACCCAGCAAUCUCAACUUAUGCGAUUUAAGCUUCGCGUGCUUACUUUACUGGAGAUAUAUCUUCAGAGGAAUCCAGGAAAAAAACUGGUGCUGGAUGUGUAUGCUUUCUUAAUGCAAGCUUUUGUGAAAUCACAUAGCGCCGAUGGCAAUGAGCAGUUCAGGCAACGUAUUGGUGGUAUAUUGCAGAAAAGGAUAUUCAAAGCAAAAGAAUGUCCAAAAGGCUUUGAUGUCGAACUUAGUAGACUUGAAAGUUUGCUGCAGAAGGCUCUGCAUCUGGCAUCACGGUCACGAUACAAAGAAGUUGCUUCUGCGGCCCAAAAUGCCACGUUUUGGAUUCUGAAGAUUAUCAAUUCCAAGGGUUGUUCCAAGCAGGAACUUGCAAGUGUGGUCGAUAAGUUCCAGUACAUGCUGAACGACUACUUCAGCAACAAGAAAUCGCGGCUGAAGAUUGGUUUUGUGAAGGAGGCUGUCCGCAGGAACCCCUGGGUAGGACGGGAGCUUUUCGGCUUUGCUCUACAGAAGAUCGGCAGCACCAAGGCUGAAUACCGAAGAGUUCAAACUUUGGAGCUGGUGGACUGCAUAUUGAAAUCCUGGGUCGGCGACGAUGUCUCGAGCGCAUCAAAGGUUUUGAAGAAGCAUAUGGCUCUGCUGUGCGAGCUGAUGCAGGAAAUCCUCACAAAGAUGCCCGAAAACAAGUCGCGUCGCCAGGAGGUGCGUAGAUUCUGCACGCGGGCUCUGCAAACCGUGACGAGGCUCAAUCUGAAAGAGAAGUUUCAGAAGAAGCUAAGCCCGGAAGCCUACACCCUGUGUGAUGCACAGCUGGGAGCUGCAUUUGUUCCCUUCCGACAGUGAUGCGUGUGAAUCCAUUUCUGAAGACGGUGAAUUGCACCAGAAAUGACUUUGGGCUGAAUUAAUUUUGCUUGUAAUAUCAGCUCCUUAGGUUCGAUUAAAUUAAACUGUGUUGUUUUUUCGUGACGAUACCUGAAACAGACAAGCUGGCUGUCAGCAAUAUUGAACAGUAUGAGGAUGUACAACAGUUGUAUGAACGCCUGCCUAUGUUGCGGAGAUUAGAUUUACCGCUUGCUUGCCAAGUUCGUUCAA